UGAACUGCACUACCUGAGCCACUUGUGUGGGUUGUAGACUCCGUCUCAUGCUACCACUAGAGUGAGAGCACCGCCAGCAUUCAAAAGUGACCAAAACAUCAGCCAGGAAGCAUAGGAACUGAGAAGUGGUCUGUGGUCACCACCUGCAGAAUCACUCCUUUUUUGGGGGUGUCUUGCUAAUUGCCUAUAAUUUCAACCUUUUGUCUAUUCCAUUUGCACAACAGCAUGUGAAAUUUAUUGUCAAUCAGUGUUGCUUCCUAAGUGGACAGUUUGAUUUCACAGAAGUGUGAUUGACUUGGAGUUACAUUGUGUUGUUUAAGUGUUCCCUUUAUUUUUUUGAGCAGUGUAUAUAUAUAUGAAAAAGGAGCACACAUUGAACAAUUAGUGCAUGGCUUUAACAAUAUGUUGAAAUGGUGAUAAUUGAUUUAUUUAUGGUCGUUUUUUUUAAAACAAUAAAUCGAGCUGGGGGGAGAGACGCGCGCCAUGCGUUCCAAACAGGUGUUGUUCCUGGGCGGGAGUCGCGUGGCUAUUUUCCCGCCCUUGACUGUCGGAGAUGAAAGGCCAACAGUUAAAACCGCCCCGUAUCCAUUAGUAACCAGUAUCCAUUAGUAACCAGUGAAGCGUUAGUCACACAUUUGGUCGACAUUUUAUUUAGCAGCCGCUUUAAAUAGAAGAGAUGUUUACCUUUCACAGCUAAGUGCGUAUUGCGAGUCAAAUGUACUUUAUUGAAGUGUCGAUACUCUGUAAAACUUCAAAGUGUGUCACGUUAAAGGGCGUAACUUUGGAAAAGAGCCUUUAUAUUUUGGUUGAGGACAAGAUUCGCUCUUCAGUGGGUCAUUAUCUCUCUCUCCCCCCCCAGCAAACUGACCCGUGUCAAGACACACCGCAACAACCCACGAUGCUGACUUUACUCCAGCUGAUAAAUGUAUUAUUGUUGACCAGCAUUGGCUCCACUGAUGCAGAGAAACUCUUCCACAGUCGGGAUCAUUCCGAUCUACAGAUCUCCUCCUCUCACCAGGCUGAGUUCAUAACAGACAAGGAUACUGCAGAGCUCUUUCUCUCAAGGUAUGGCUUCAUAAGACCAGUGAACUGGGAGGAGCUCCAGUUUGAAGAAUCAACAGGCAUUUCUAACGAUGAAGACUUUCCUGGCGAGGAAGACCUAUCUGGGAUACAGGAGGGAGACUCAUCGUUGUCACGUGCAGAGACUGAUGAUGGCGAUGAUGAUGAAGACUCUCCAAAUCCCACUGAAAGCCAAGCCUUCAUCUCAGCUCUCAGAGAGUUCCAGAUGGUGUCCGGCUUGUCUGUCACAGGGCUGUUUGAUGACGCCACCAAGGCUGCCAUGAACAAGCCUAGAUGUGGGGUCCCGGAUAAGGAGACUGAUGAUGCUACUGAUGAAGUACACAACUCCACCAACUCAGCACUUGGAAUCAACACAGACACCUCGCUAACUAAGAACACAGACACCUCGCUAACUAAGAACACAGCCACCUCGCUAACUAAGAACACAGCCACCUCGCUAACUAAGAACACAGACACCUCGCUAACUAAGAACACAGACACCUCGCUAACUAAGAACACAGACACCUCGCUAACUAAGAACACAGACAACUCGCUAACUAAGAACACAGACACCUCGCUAACUAAGAACACAGACACCUCGCUAACUAAGAACACAGCCACCUCGCUAACUAAGAACACAGACACCUCGCUAACUAAGAACACAGCCACCUCGCUAACUAAGAACACAGCCACCUCGCUAACUAAGAACACAGACACCUCGCUAACUAAGAACACAGCCACCUCGCUAACUAAGAACACAGCCACCUCGCUAACUAAGAACACAGCCACCUCGCUAACUAAGAACACAGACACCUCGCUAACUAAGAACACAGACACCUCGCUAACUAAGAACACAGACACCUCGCUAACUAAGAACACAGACACCUCGCUAACUAAGAACACAGACACCUCGCUAACUAUGAACACAGACACCUCGCUAACUAAGAACACAGCCACCUCGCUAACUAAGAACACAGCCACCUCGCUAACUAAGAACACAGACACCUCGCUAACUAUGAACACAGACACCUCGCUAACUAAGAACACAGACACCUCAGAAUACUCUAACAAAACAUUCAGUGGUGUUUUAAAUGGCUCUGCUACUAAUUACACAGGGGACAUUAGCAUAUUCACUGACCUUUCUAAUGGCACUGAUGGAAACUAUACAGAGACUGACAAUACAUUCAGUGACAUUUUUAAUAGCACUAUUAGUACCUACAAAGAUGACAUAUCUGCCAGUAGCACAACAGAAUAUUAUGACCCAGUAGGUGAUACUCUCAAUGGUUCUGCUAUAAACAACACAGGGAAUAACAGCAACACACACAGUCACACAGUGAACAACCCUACCACUGCUACUGACAGACCUCAUCAGAGCCCUCUUCCUACCACUGCUACUGACAGACCUCAUCAGAGCCCUCUUCCUACCACUGCUACUGAUAGACCUCAUCAGACCCCUCUUCCUACCAUUGCUACUGACAGACCUCAUCAGAGUCCUCCUCCUGCCACUGCUACUGACAGACCUCAUCAGAGCCCUCCUCCUACCACUGCUACUGAUAGACCUCAUCAGAGCCCUCCUACCACUGCUACUGACAGACCUCAUCAGAGCCCUCUUCCUACCACUGCUACUGACAGACCUCAUCAGAGUCCUCCUCCUGCCACUGCUACUGACAGACCUCAUCAGAGCCCUCCUCUUACCACUGCUACUGAUAGACCUCAUCAGAGCCCUCCUCCUACCACUUCUACUGACAGACCUCAUCAGAGCCCUCCUCCUACCACUGCUACUGACAGACCUCAUUGGAACCCUCUUCCUACCACUGCUACUGACAGACCUCAUCGGAGCCCUCCUCCUACCACUGCUACUGAUAGACCUCAUCAGAGCCAGAACCCUCCUCCUACCACUGCUACUGAUAGACCUCAUCAGAGUCCUCCUCCUACCAAUGCUACUGAUAGACCUCAUCAGAGCCCUCCUCCUACCACUUCUACUGACAGACCUCAUCAGAGCCCUCCUCCUACCACUGCUACUGACAGACCUCAUUGGAACCCUCUUCCUACCACUGCUACUGACAGACCUCAUCGGAGCCCUCCUCCUACCACUGCUACUGAUAGACCUCAUCAGAGCCAGAACCCUCCUCCUACCACUGCUACGGAUAGACCUCAUCAGAGUCCUCCUCCUACCAAUGCUACUGACAGACCUCAUCAGACCCCUCCUCCUACCACUGCUACUGAUAGACCUCAUCAGAGUCCUCCUCAUGCCACUGCGACUGACAGACCUCAUCGGAGCCCUCCUCCUACCACUGCUACUGACAGACCUCAUCAGAGCCCUCCUCCUACCACUGCUAAUGACAGACCUCAUCAGAGCCCUCUUCCUACCACUGCUACUGAUAGACCUCAUCAGAGUCCUCUUCCUACCACUGCUACUGAUAGACCUCAUCAGAGCCCUCCUCCUACCACUUUUACUGACAGACCUCAUCAGAGCCCUCCUCCUACCACUGCUACUGAUAGACCUCAUCAGAGCCCUCUUCCUACCACUGCUACUGAUAGACCUCAUCAGAGCCCUCCUCCUACCACUGCUACUGAUAGACCUCAUCAGAGUCCUCCUCCUGCCACUGCUACUGACAGACCUCAUCAGAGUCCUCCUCCUGCCACUUCUACUGACAGACCUCAUCAGAGCCCUCCUCCUACCACUGCUACUGAUAGACCUCAUCAGAGCCCUCCUACCACUGCUACUGACAGACCUCAUCAGAGCCCUCUUCCUACCACUGCUACUGACAGACCUCAUCAGAGUCCUCCUCCUGCCACUGCUACUGACAGACCUCAUCAGAGCCCUCCUCCUACCACUGCUACUGAUAGACCUCAUCAGAGCCCUCCUCCUACCACUUCUACUGACAGACCUCAUCAGAGCCCUCCUCCUACCACUGCUACUGACAGACCUCAUCAGAGCCCUCUUCCUACCACUGCUACUGACAGACCUCAUCAGAGCCCUCUUCCUCCAACUGCUACUGACAGACCUCAUCAGAGCCCUCCUCCUACCACUGCUACUGACAGACCUCAUCAGAGCCCUCCUCCUACCACUGCUACUGACAGACCUCAUCAGAGCCCUCCUCCUACCACUUCUACUGACAGACCUCAUCAGAGCCCUCCUCCUACCACUGCUACUGACAGACCUCAUCAGAGCCCUCCUCCUACCACUGCUACUGACAGACCUCAUCGGAGCCCUCCUCCUACCACUGCUACUGAUAGACCUCAUCAGAGUCCUCCUCCUACCACCGCUACUGAUAGACCUCAUCAGAGCCCUCCUCCUACCACUUUUACUGACAGACCUCAUCGGAGCCCUCCUCCUACCACUGCUACUGAUAGACCUCAUCAGAGUCCUCCUCCUACCACUGCUACUUAUAGACCUCAUCAGAGCCCUCUUCCUCCAACUGCAACUGACAGACCUCAUCAGAGCCCUCCUCCUACCACUGCUACUGACAGACCUCAUCAGAGUCAGAGCUCUCCUCCUACCACUGCUACUGACAGACCUCAUCAGCGUCAGAACCCUCCUCCUACCACUGCUACUGACAGACCUCAUCAGCGUCAGAACCCUCCUCCUACCACUGCUACUGACAGACCUCAUCAGCGUCAGAGCCCUCCUACCACUGCUACUGAUAGACCUCAUCAGCGUCAGAACCCUCCUCCUACCACUGCUACUGACAGACCUCAUCACCGUCAGAGCCCUCCUACCACUGCUACUGACAGACCUCAUCAGCGUCAGAGCCCUCCUCCUACCACUGCUAAUGACAGACCUCAUCGGAACCCUCUUCCUACCACUGCUACUGACAGACCUCAUCGGAACCCUCGUCCUACCACUGCUACUGACAGACCUCAUCAGAGCCCUCCUCCUACCACUGCUAAUGACAGACCUCAUCAGAGCCCUCCUCCUACCACUGCUAAUGACAGACCUCAUCAGCAUCAGAUCCGCAUGGCCUCACUGCUGUCUAAGCGGAGGCAGAAGAGACAUGUGGGGAAACGUGCAUGGGGAAACAUGGCAUUCUCCAAAAUGGUGCUGAAGUGGAGGCUGAUAGGGGAGGGUUACAGCAGUCAGCUGACCAUACAGGACCAGAGGCAUAUCAUCAGCCUGGCCUUCAGGAUGUGGAGCGAGGUGUGUCCUCUGGAGUUUGUAGAGGACACGUCCUCUCCCCUGGAGUUUGUAGACAUCAGCCUGGGUUUUGGUACAGGGAGACACUUGGGAUGCAACCAGAAGUUCGAUGGUACUGGCCGAGAGUUUGCUCACGCCUGGUUCCUGGGAGACAUUCACUUUGAUGACGAUGAACAUUUUACUGCACCGAACACUGGCAGUGGGAUCAGCCUGCUCAAAGUGGCAGUGCAUGAGAUAGGCCACGUCCUGGGCCUGCCUCACGUCUACAGUACUGGCUCCAUUAUGCAACCCAGUUACCUGCCCCAGGAAUCAGGCUUCGAGAUCAACUGGAUGGACAGGAAGGCCAUACAGCACCUCUAUGGUAGGAGAGAGACACUGUAUGUGAAAGUUGUGGAACAAUUACCACCUAGUGGACGAAGUAGGAAAAUACUACCUGCCUACCUACUUACACCUGUCUAC
This is a messenger RNA of Salvelinus fontinalis (brook trout), 5656 nucleotides long. Its product is annotated as mucin-2-like. The record is from RefSeq and is a predicted model, not a curated record. Gene Ontology annotation, cellular component: extracellular matrix. The annotation marks the transcript as partial. NCBI's taxonomy places the organism in Eukaryota, Metazoa, Chordata, Actinopteri, Salmoniformes, Salmonidae. The transcript has 5 exons. Gene Ontology annotation, biological process: extracellular matrix organization; proteolysis; collagen catabolic process. Gene Ontology annotation, molecular function: metalloendopeptidase activity; zinc ion binding.